Peronospora matthiolae is the source of this 336-nucleotide messenger RNA. The record is from the annotation of a GenBank genome assembly. Lineage: Eukaryota; Oomycota; Peronosporomycetes; Peronosporales; Peronosporaceae.
AUGACCCGAUCACUGCUCUUGAGCGACGACGGCGGAUACUACGGCUACGACGGCUACGACUGCUACGACUGUUACAACGGUUACAACGGUUACAAAGGUAACGACGAAGACGGCGGAGACGGCAGUGACGGCAGAGACGGCGGGGACGGCGGGGACGGCAGACGGCGGGGACGGCAGAGACGGCAGGUACGGCAGACGGCGGUGACGGAAGAGACGGCGGGGACGGCGGUGACGGCAGAGACGGCGGGUACGGCAGACGGCGCGGACGGCAGAAGGCGGGAACGGCGGGGACCAACAAGUGCUACCAGAUGUGAAGACUUGUCGUUCACUAGGUAA